AUGGAGCUGAAGUUUCAGGUAGUUAUGAGAUGCUCAGUGUUGGUGCUGCCAAUUGAAUUUUGGCUCAUUGCAAGAAUAGUAAGUCCUUUUAACCACUGAGCCAUCUUCAGCCCCUACAGUUAUUGUAUUGUUUUAUAACAAGGUUCUACUUUGUGACUUAGGCUGGCCCAGAAUUCAUUAUGCAACCCAGGUUGGCCCCAAACUUAUGCUCAUCCUGCCUGCUCCACAGUUGAUGGGAUUACAGGUGUGCAUCACAGGUCUGGCUCCAGUAUGGCUCCUUAAAAUGUAUAUACAGUAUAUGGCUGGCAUAUAAUUGGCCUAUCUGUUGCCUCCAUCAUCUAUUAUGUUGGAAACAUUAAAAAUCAUCUGUAUUUUGAGGUAGUUAACUGUUAUCUGCCAUUGUUACAUAGUUAUUGAACAUGUAUGCGUGUAAUUUUCCAGGGCUGUAAUUAAGCUUUGUCCCGUGUUGACUGUGCUGCUACAAAGUCAUUUUCCUCUCCAGCUUGUCAGCCAUCCUGUUCAGCACUCCAUUUCACAUCUGGAGAUCAGGAUCCCAUAGAGGUCAGCUUCAGCUUCUCUAUUGAAUACCUACCUCUUCAUGGUGCAGGCUCAAAGCAUCUUGCUUCGGGACAAUGUGAGGACCAUUGGUGCCCAGGUGUAUGAGCAGGUGGUCCGCAGCGCCUAUGCCAAGAGGAACAGUAGCCUGAACGACUCUGAUUAUCCUCUGGACUUGAACCACAGUGAAGUCUUCCCCCCAACCACAACAUUUCUUCCUGAAGAUUUUACCUACUUUGCCAACAAUCCUUGCCCAGAGAGGCUCCCUUCCAUGAAGGGCCCGAUAGACAUAAACAUGAGUGAGAUCAGAAUGGACGAUAUUCACGAGCUCUUCUCCAGAGACCCAGCUAUCAAGCUUGGAGGCCACUGGAAGCCUUCAGACUGUGUGCCUCGAUGGAAGGUGGCCAUCCUCAUCCCCUUCCGGAACCGCCAUGAGCACCUCCCAGUCCUCCUGCGACACCUGCUCCCCAUGCUUCAGCGCCAGCGCCUGCAGUUUGCCUUCUAUGUGGUCGAGCAAGUUGGCACCCAGCCCUUUAACCGAGCCAUGCUUUUCAAUGUCGGCUUUCUAGAAGCCAUGAAGGACUUGGAUUGGGACUGCCUGAUCUUUCAUGAUGUGGAUCACAUACCUGAGAGCGACCGCAACUACUAUGGCUGCGGACAGAUGCCCAGGCACUUCGCAACCAAACUGGACAAAUAUAUGUACCUGCUUCCCUAUGCAGAGUUUUUUGGUGGAGUGAGUGGCCUGACUGUAGAACAGUUUCAGAAAAUCAACGGCUUUCCUAAUGCCUUCUGGGGCUGGGGUGGAGAAGAUGACGAUCUGUGGAACAGGGUACAAAAUGCAGGCUAUUCCGUGAGUCGGCCGGAAGGAGACACAGGAAAAUACAAGUCCAUUCCUCACCACCAUCGAGGAGAAGUCCAGUUUCUUGGAAGGUACGCUCUUCUGAGGAAGUCAAAGGAGCGACAAGGGCUAGAUGGCCUCAACAAUCUGAACUACUUUGCAAACAUCACAUACGACGCCUUGUAUAAAAACAUAACUGUCAACUUGACACCCGAGCUGGCUCAGGUGACUGAGUACUGAGAUGUGGAGAGAAACCCUGUCCGCCUGCCCAUCGCCUCCUCAGAAGCGCUGUGAUGUGCCAUCCUGGGGGUCAACACAGGACGAGGACAGAAAGAGUGGAGUGCAGGACCAUAGGGUUCCAGAAAAUGUCACAGAGCACACGCACAAAGACCUUCGCCGUAGGCCCACACAGGGACAGGCGACCUGGAGACACCUCUCAUCAGCACUGGCUUCAUUCUACAAGACAGAUGUCUGCCCUGCUGCUCUCUUCCGUCCCCACCCCAGGAGGGCCAGCCUAGGUGCCCCUCAGACAAAUGAAUGGCCAAGCCCAAGGCUACAUGGCCAGCUACCCCUGGCUUGAAGCAGGAGGACUGCACACCGUUUUCUCUGUUCUUUUUGGUUUUCACUUUGUUUAGUUUUGGGGCUUCCUUCCUUCCUUCCUUCCUUCCUUCCUUUGUUCCUUCCUUCCUUCCUUCCUUCCUUCCUUUGUUCCUUCCUUCCUUUCUUCCUUCCUUUUUUUUCUUUCUUUUUUAAGAAAAUUACCUGCAUUGGGUGGGAACUAAGGGUGGAGGGGAGGGACCUGGGGUGAUAGACACAUAACAGUCACUUCUUGAAGAAGUGUAAUUGUAAAUAAGCCAUGUAAAAUGCCUUUUUAAAAUUUAAUUUUAUAGCUGGCUUCACUUCAAAGUGAGGGCUUCGUAUAUUAGAUCACCUUGGGUGGCAAACAUAAUUGAGUUACCAUGCAGUUGAAGAGCGUCACCUCCCAAAUCCCUGUCAUUUUGGGAGUGGACAUGGGUCAGAGCAAAGAACCUUUCUCACCACAGCCCCUCUCUCCCCUCCCCCUCCAGAGACUUAACAACUAAGCAGGGACGCCCUUAGGGCCACAGUGUUCUUCCCUCUUACAGACCCCUCAUGCAGGGUGUGUGUGGGUUGGGAGGCAGGAGCAUGGGGCUAUCACUCCAAUGUGGAAGGCAGUGGCCUGGAGAACAGGACGUUUGAGACCAGUGUGGGUUACAUAGCAGUUUCCAGGCCGACCUGUGCUGUGGAGCAGGGUCCCCACAUACCCCAACUCUGAACUUUGUUUGUCUCUUCACCAUCUCAGAGUGGCUGUUGAGUGACACUCCCUUUUCUUUGGGAACUUGGCCAGUUUCUCAGAGCUGUGCCUGCGUGACAGCGGGCUUCAGUGUUUCUCCGUUUCCCCUUUUGGUUUCUGGGAGGAUGCUGUGCUAAUAAGCAAUUGAUUGGGAAGGGCACAGCCAAGGAGCAGGUGCACAGGGGUGCAUGUGUCAGCCAGAGUCCAGGUGAGAUUUCACCAGAGCUUUGACCGGCAGCCAGCAGAGGCCCCCGCUUCCUGAUGGUAGUUCCUAAGCUGCACUCAAAAACAUCCCUCCUCCCUGAGCCAAAGCCCUUCUUGUGUCUGCUGUGACCCUAUCUCUACAGCGGGCUCUGCGUGUGGUGGGGAGUGCUUCCUUUAGGCCUCCAGCUUCUUUCUGUUCUUUGCCUUUUUGCCUUCAGCGCCCUCGACGCUCAUGGUUUACAUAGGUGGGUGUGGGGUGUGUAAAUAUGUGGGGUUGGGGUUUUUGCAUUGCACAAGUUGGUUCUGUAUGAUCCCCACAGACUGUGGGAGUGAUUGGCCAGGCCUUGUUUUUUUUUUCUUCUUGUUUUUGUUCUUUUUGUAGAAUAGAGUGGUAUCUAGGGGACAGAUGGCAAUGCAGAAUGCUUCCCGCUCGUAUGAGAGAGCAGGUGUCUGCCCUUGAGAGCGCUGGUGAGCUGCGUCAUCUGUUUGCACUGGGCAAGGAGCUGCACGGCUGCGUUGACUUGCCUUUGUCUUACGGUACACACAGCAAUAGAGAUUGUGUGGGUCCCCAUCCCCACCUCUGCCCUUCUCUUGUUGGUUUUACAUGCUGGGGAUGAAACUCACGGCUUUGGCAUGCUAGGCAAGUGCUCUGCCACUGAGCCAUGGGCCCAGCCCUUACUCCCCUCACUCUCCUGUCUUUGCACUGAAGGCCGGGAGCUGCUUUCAGUGUGGCAGAGCAAUGGUCCUUUGGAGGGGCUCCCAGAGAGGGACAGUGGUGCAUGCAGCAUGUGUCCCGGGUGGAGCUCUGCGAUCUCACACUUGCCACAGGGUACUACUGUUUUGGGCCAAAGGCUGAUAUUUGAUUUAAGAAAGAAAAUGCUGAUUUGGGGAUGAAAAAAGGUCUUUUUGCUGCUCAAAGUAGGGUCGCUUGUAUUCUUUUGCAAUCAUGUCCAAGUUUGUUUUUAGUGUGGACUCUUAGUGGGCACUGUCAAUCAUUGUCCACCAAGUCACAUGCUGAGUGGGAAAUGUCACAGUCAAAACCAUACUAGCAGGUCACAGGUUAGGCCACGGGAUGCUUAAAGAAAAUGACAACCAGUGUGACCUUGGUGUAGUUUGGCAGCUGAGAUUAUUCAAUGUUAUGUGACCCUUAAACCGACCUUGCCCUUGAUUGCCUUAUGUGUGGAAGGUUCCCCUACACACGGGGUUUCUUUCGUGGGAGAGGGGUUUUGCAAAACUUUGGUUUUGCUAAAACAGGGACUCUUAUCAGCACUUCCCUUCCUCAGAGAACAGUAGCGGAGCAGGCACUGACUGUACCCACACACCACUGAUGAGGCAUUGAACGCAGCUAGAUUUUUCCAUCGUUACUUUUGUUUGUUUUGAGCUUGCUCUCUGUUUUAAAAGGUGCCAGGAGUACAUUUUUGCACUGAAAUCUAAAGAUGUUUUAAAAACACUUUUCACAGAAAUAGUCCUUUGUCAUUACAUUAUUCACUCAUGUGUUUGUACAUUUUGUAUGUUAAUUUAUGAAUGAUUUUUUCAGUAAAAAAUACAUAUUCAAGAACCAAA
Mesocricetus auratus (golden hamster) is the source of this 4472-nucleotide messenger RNA. RefSeq names its product beta-1,4-galactosyltransferase 5 (gene B4galt5). Bases 599 to 1633 code for a protein of 344 amino acids. The transcript is spliced from 9 exons. Lineage: Eukaryota; Metazoa; Chordata; Mammalia; Rodentia; Cricetidae. Gene Ontology annotation, biological process: glycoprotein biosynthetic process; carbohydrate metabolic process. The record is from RefSeq and is a predicted model, not a curated record. Gene Ontology annotation, molecular function: UDP-galactose:glucosylceramide beta-1,4-galactosyltransferase activity.